Molecule: messenger RNA, 2199 nt
Organism: Otolemur garnettii (small-eared galago)
Lineage: Eukaryota; Metazoa; Chordata; Mammalia; Primates; Galagidae
Gene: MBOAT7
Product: membrane bound O-acyltransferase domain containing 7
Exons: 8
Coding region: 103-1287 (394 amino acids)
Biological process (GO): lipid modification; phosphatidylinositol biosynthetic process
Cellular component (GO): mitochondria-associated endoplasmic reticulum membrane contact site; membrane
Molecular function (GO): lysophospholipid acyltransferase activity
Source: RefSeq, a predicted model, not a curated record
GCGGUGCGGGGGCGUGCUGAGUGGGGGAGGCGUGGCCCAAGCCGCGGCGGGCGGCAGGCUGGGAGUGUUCAGCCGUCUGCCGCCGGGCAGGCGGCUCAGACCAUGUCGCCUGAAGAAUGGACGUAUCUAGUGGUUCUUCUUAUCUCCAUCCCCAUCGGCUUCCUCUUUAAGAAAGCUGGACCCGGGCUGAAGAGAUGGGGGGCAGCAGCUGUGGGCCUGGGGCUCACCUUGUUCACCUGUGGCCCCCACACUUUGCAUUCUCUGAUCACCAUCCUGGGGACCUGGGCCCUCAUUCAGGCCCAGCCCUGCUCCUGCCACGCCCUGGCUCUAGCCUGGACCUUCUCCUAUCUCCUGUUCUUCCGAGCCCUCAGCCUGCUGGGCCUGCCCACUCCCACGCCCUUCACCAAUGCUGUCCAGCUGCUGCUAACAUUGAAGCUGGUGAGUCUGGCCAGUGAAGUCCAAGACCUGCACCUGGCCCAGAGGAAAGAAAUGGCCUUGGGCUUCAGCAAGGGGUCCACUCUGGGACUGCUGCCCGAUGUCCCCUCCUUGAUGGAGACAUUCAGCUACAGCUACUGCUAUGUAGGAAUCAUGACAGGCCCAUUCUUCCGCUACCGCACCUACCUGGACUGGCUGGAGCAGCCCUUCCCUGGGGCGGUGCCCAGCUUGCGGCCCCUGCUGCGGCGAGCCUGGCCGGCCCCACUCUUCGGCCUGCUGUUCCUGCUGUCUUCCCACCUCUUCCCUCUGGAGGCCGUGCGUGAGGACGCCUUCUACGCCCGCCCGCUGCCUGCCCGCCUAUUCUACAUGAUCCCCGUCUUCUUCGCCUUCCGCAUGCGCUUCUACGUGGCCUGGAUUGCAGCUGAGUGCGGCUGCAUUGCCGCUGGCUUCGGGGCUUACCCCGUGGCCGCCAAAGCCCGGGCCGGGGGCGGCCCCACCCUCCAAUGCCCACCCCCCAGCAGUCUGGAGAAGGCUGCUUCCUUGGAGUACGACUAUGAGACCAUCCGCAACAUCGACUGCUAUGGCACAGACUUCUGCGUGCGGGUGCGGGAUGGCAUGCGGUACUGGAACAUGACGGUGCAAUGGUGGCUGGCACAUUAUAUCUACAAGAGCGCACCUUUCCGCUCCUAUGUUUUAAGGAGCGCCUGGACCAUGCUACUGAGCGCCUACUGGCACGGUCUCCACCCGGGCUACUACCUGAGCUUCCUGACCAUCCCGCUGUGCCUGGCUGCUGAGGGCCGGCUAGAAUCAGCCCUGCGGGGCCAGCUGAGCCCUGGGGGCCAGAAGGCCUGAGACUGGGCACACUGGUUCCUGAAGAUGCGUGCCUAUGACUACAUGUGCAUGGGCUUUGUGCUCCUGUCCCUGGGCGACACUCUUCGGUAUUGGGCCUCCAUCUACUUCUGCAUCCACAUCCUGGCUCUGGUAGCCCUGGGGCUAGGGCUGGCUUUGGGCGGGGGCAGCCCCAGCCGGAGGAAGACAGCAUCCCAGGCCACCAGCCUUGCCCCAGAAAAGCUCCGGGAGGAAUAAGCAGCCACAGCACUCCCUCUGCCAGCUUUUCCAGCCACCAAGCUUUUGCCUGUGAAUUCUGUGAACCAGGCUGCUGUCUUCUUUCCCAGAAGGAGUUUUUAAUCUGGCUAGGGCCCUGGAGAGGAUUCCCUCAGCUAACUACUCUGCCUUCAACUGGAGCCUAGAAGGGGUACCAGCUCCCCAAACUUCUUCUGCCUGCUGGCCCUGUGCCCUGGGACCUUCAGUGGCCACUUUCCCUCCCAUAAAAUCAAGACACUAUCCAGACAGGAGUCUUGCUUUGUCCUUGUUCCAGCUUCAGGAUAUCAAGAAAGUGCUGGGCUUCCCCCAAACAGCAGGGACUGAUGGGUGAUGUGGUUUCUUGGGCAAAUUCUCUUUCUUUGAAUCCAGUCCAGAGUAGAUCUGGAGCCUCUGGCCGGGCCAGAUUCUAGGAGUAGGGAAUCUCUUUCUUGUGUAUUUCACUCUACUUUUAAAUCAUCAAACCAGUAUUUCAGAUGUGGAAGGGAACAUAACCUUCCCAUUUCAUAAAGGGGAAACUGAGGCGCAGGUGAGCAGGCCUGGAGACUGCCGUUCUGCAGCUCCCAUCUAAGCCACCUCAGGCGCCAAUGCACCUGUCACCUCUAUCAUCCCUUGGCCUAAGACAGGUCAGAAUGUGUAAAUCUUUCCCAAUAAAGUGUUGCA